CGCAAACUCACAAGUAUAAAUAGCUUAGGGUUUGAGGGGAAACAAGGAUCACCGCUUCCUUCGCCUAGGGUUUACCAACCGCGAAGCUAAAACAAUGGCAUUUUGGGGUAUUGAAGUGAAAGCUGGUAAGCCAGUUACUCAUUCGUCCAAUAAUGAGAGAGGAAGGCUACGAAUUUCUCAGGCAACAUUGGGAAUUGGCAAUGCUGAAACUAAAAGUUUGGUACAGUGUAAUGUGGGGAACAAGAGUCCUGUUUUCCUCUGUGCUUUGUUACCUAACAAGACAGAGUCGUGCCAUUUGGAUUUAGAGUUUGAGGAGGCAGAAGAUGUGGUUUUUUCUGUUCUCGGUCCUAGAACUGUUUAUCUGACUGGUUACUAUGUGGGAAAUAGUCGGCGAGCAAAUGUAAACAGUGAUACAGAGUCAUAUGGAGAGGAUAUUGCAGACACAGAAACAGGGGAAUCCUGCCAUGACAGUGAUGAUGACAAGUAUGAUGAUAGCUUUAUCAACGAUGCUGAACCAGAAAUAUCACCACCUUCACCUGCUUCAAGCAGCGGAGUUCAAGAAGAUGAUGAGAAUGUGUCAGACAAUAAGCUUAACAACAACAAUGGCGGCCAUAAAAGGCUUAGGAAGAAGUACCAAGUAAGUGAGUCCGAAAAUGAGGAUAUAUUGCAGGAAAGCGAUGAUGAAGAUAGUUGUCUCUUAUCGGCUCUUAAGAAGAAAACAGACGUGAAGGCUGUAGCAUCAGAAGAUAAUCAAAAGAUUGACAUUCCUCAUAGGACAGAAAAUGGUGGCACAGUGGAAUCUAAAAAAGCCAAUCAUGAAAACAGCAUUAACUCAAAGAAGAAGAGGAAACAGCCUGAGGGCAAUGGUGGUAAACUUCUUGAAGCAAAUACCAGCAGUGAUAGGAAGGACUACAAAGAUGAUAAAACAAAUUUGGUGGAUGUCGGGUUGGCAAUGACAAUUGAUAUGAAAGAUGGCCAAUCUGAUACUCUGGAGCCCCUUGCGGAAGAGGAUUCUAAUCAUGUUCCAAAAUCGAAGAAAAGAAAGCAUUCUGUGGAAGCGAAAUCUGUCGAAAACCAUGAUACAGACUGUGCUGUCAUUCUUAAAGAGGAUCAACUGAAACAAGAUCCUCUAAAAGCUGGUCACCUGGGUGAGGAUCCAAUUGCAAUUGCAAUUGCAAUAGAUGAAGAAGAUCAAAAACUGACCAUCAAUAAUAGUAGUGUAGAUGGAAAAUCUGACUCUGUGGCUGAUGGGCACCAAUCGGAUAAGAAACUUAAAAAGAAGAAGAAAAAGAAGAUGAAAUCUCAGGAUGACUGUUUGGUAAACAAGGAUCUUCCUGUUCUGCAAGAGAAUGAAAUGAAUAGACAAUCCGUGGAUGUUGAGGACAAGAGUCUGAAGGUCAAGUCUACUGUAAUAAAGACCUUGUCUAAUGGGUUGACCAUUGAAGAGCUCGCUGUGGGUGAACCUGGUGGAAAAUUGGCAGCUCCAGGAAAGAAGAUCAAAGUUCAUUACACCGGCAAGCUAAAGGAGAAUGGGCAGAUAUUUUACACAAAUAUGGGAAAAUCUCCAUAUAAAUUUCGUCUAGGUGAUAAAGACGUCAUAGAGGGAUGGAACCUUGGUCUUGCUGGCAUGCGUGUGGGUGAUAAAAGAAGGCUCACAGUCCCACCAUCAAUAGGCUACGGGAGUGAGGGAGCUGGGGAGAAUAUCCCACCAAACUCAUGGUUGGUGUUUGAUAUUGAAUUGAUUGGAGUCCGUGGAUAAUUCAGCUUAGCUUAUCAUUCCUGGAGGGAAAGUCAUCUAUGCAGAACUUAUCUUUUCCUCUUGAAAUUUGAGACUUGAACUGUUUAUUGAUAUUGGCGCUGAGGCAGGAUUUGGACAAGAGAGAUAGAAACUACAGGCACUUUCUUCAUUACCAAGAUGGAGUGGCUAAUACUAAUAAGGCAAAACUUUUCAUAAUUUUGUGUAGUAUUUUGUUAGCCUGUGAAAGAAAAGGAAAAUGGGACAAGCCAGCCCCAACCUUUCCAGGUGGGGAUUUUUGCAUUCCUGGCUGUGUUGAUGAGUUGAUGAUUCUCUAAUAGAAAUUAUAUGGUGAAAGGAUUUUUGCAUACCUAGAGAUUGUAUGCAUUGAAGGAUAAGACAUAAUCUCCGUAAGAUAUUUCAUCUGAUUUAUAGUGUUCAAUUUCCAG
Messenger RNA from Solanum verrucosum, 2184 nucleotides. Its product is annotated as peptidyl-prolyl cis-trans isomerase FKBP43-like. The record is from RefSeq and is a predicted model, not a curated record. Bases 95 to 1759 code for a protein of 554 amino acids. The transcript is spliced from 11 exons. Gene Ontology annotation, molecular function: peptidyl-prolyl cis-trans isomerase activity. Lineage: Eukaryota; Viridiplantae; Streptophyta; Magnoliopsida; Solanales; Solanaceae.